CUUCUCUCGUUUCCCGCUCUUAGCCACAUAUCGUACACCCGGCCAACGCUCACACUUGCCACACACCUUCACACGACAAUUCACAUACAUCAAUUCACAUACAUCAACACGGUACGUACUCACACGCCGCUUGUACGGCGGUCAUUCGCUUGUCAUGCACACACAGGCGGUUCAGAACCUGUUGCGGCUGGGCCUGGAGCACGUGAUGAUGAUGAGCAGCAGCGGCCCUGACUGCGUGCGAGUGGCGGGUGCGGUGCCUACCGCCGGCUGCGUGUGGCUGGACUUUGAGCUGCCCGUGUUCGGAGCCGACCGCGAGUUCGUGGUGCCCGCCAUACCCAUGUGGCACAACAGGUACCGGCUGGCCGCGCGUGUGGUGCGUCUGGGCUACAACGUGUUCCUGACUGACACGGAUGUCAUUUUCUUCGACGACCCCUACGUCUACUUCAAGUCCCCGCCCUUCGCCAACUACACAGUCAUAAACCAGCCCGAGACGCUGUACGACCAGGCUGACUACGCGGUGGAGUCGGAGCCCAACGGCGGCGUGCUGUACGUGCAGGGCGCGGCGCCGGGGGGGCCGGCGGCGUGGAUGCUGGCGGAGGUGACGGACAGGCUGCUGCGCUGGGUCGAGGACGGCUUCAACACCACCCGCCACACGCACUCCAUCCUGACCUGGUGCAACUACAUGGACCAGGACGGACUGAGGGACGCCAUCAGCAGCGUCAUGCUGGGGCGCGUGUUCUUCGGCGUGAGCCUCAAGGAUUGCCGCUCAGAAGAGUGGAAGGAGAAGAACUCGGCUGAGCACCAGGCCAUUGUGGACGCCAUUGACGACCAGCUGCGCGACGCCCCCGGCGGCGGCUGGCGCACCGCACACGCCGUACCGCUGCCGCCCGUGAUGCAGCCCGUGGCGGGCGCGGACUCGGCGGACCUGAGGCUGUUCACCAUGCACCUGCCCGUGUACCAGCCCUGGGACGCCAAGUGGGGUCCCUGGCUGUACCCGCCGCGCCGGGGGCCGCUGUCGUCCGCCUGGCUGGCACAGCUGCGGGACGACUGCGGCGGCUCGGCCACCCCGCAGCCCUACCACGAGGGGCAGCCGGGCGGUCACGUGCCGCUGCAGCUGCUGGCGCUGCACCCGGCGCUGGCGGCUCGGCUGGCGGCCACAAACACCUGGACCGAGUACUCGGCGCUGCUAGGCGGGCUGAUGACGGUGGCUCACGCGCUGAAGCGCAUCCCUGUGUGGCCCGACCCGCCCUGCGCCGCGCCCUGGGUGUCGGAGGACGGGCCGCAGGGCGCCGCCACACUGCCGCUGGGCAUACGCAUGGAGUUCAUUCCCUACGGCCGGCGGCGCAGCUCCAUGUCUUGUGUGUGGCUGCCGCUGCUGAACGGCGGCUGCCUGCUGGGCGGCCGCGGCAUGCUGGCUCUGGAGUUCGCGCACUGGAAGACGCAAGUGCGCAUGCAGUUUGCUGUGGAGCCGGGGCCGCACAACACCAUCGGCCACCUUUCAGCCGCGGCGGCGGCGGACCCCGCCUUUGCGCCGGCCGCCAACGCCACGCCCACCGCCCGCAUCUACAACGUGGCCAUGGACGAGGUGGCCCGCGCCUGGGGCCCGCGCCGCACACACAACCAGCGGGUGCUGUACCUGCGCCACCCGCUCAACGUGACCUUCCCCCCCGUGACGGAGGACACGUACUCCCUGAUGGACGCCCUGGCAGACUGCAAGGCCACAAACCCACAGGACGUGUACCAAGACCUGGAGGACAAGCCCUACCACGUCGUCCGCAAGCCCCACAUCGCCUUCACGCCCGCGGCCCUGGACGCCGCCGGUGCGCUCGUGCCCUCGCCCGCCAUCCCCGGAUACAACGUGCCCGCCCCCCGGCCCGGAGCCGAGGGCGCGGAGGCGGCGGGCGUGGCGGGCGGCGGCGGUGUGGUGGUGAGUGGCGGCGCGGGCGGCGCCGCCGGCAACGCCACCGUGGUGGAGGAGGUGGUGGAGGAUGACGGCCGGCCGUUCCACACAGACAAGGGCAGCGCGGCGUCGCUGGCGGCGACAGACGCGGCUGGCGCCGCCGCCAUUGCCGCCGCCAGCGCCGCCGCUGCCGCUGGCGGCACCGCCGCGGCAGCGGAGGCGGCUGGCGCCGCCGGCGCCGCCGCAGCAGCAGCUGUCAGUGAAGCAACGACUACAACGGCGUCGGCUCUGGAUGUAGCGUCUGCGGCGGCGGUGGCCGCCGCGGCGGCGGCUGAGGCCGCAGCCGCCAUCGCCAACCAGGCGGUUGCCGGCGGCGCCGCCGCGACGGCGGCGGGCGCAGACGGCGCCGCCGCCGCCGCAGCCACCACCAUCAAGAAGAAGAAGAAGAAAAAGAAGAAGACGCUGCUCCCAACUGCUGGCGGCGCCGUCAAUGGCACAGACGCCAGCGCGUUAGCUGCCGGCGCCGCGGCUGCCCAGCAGGGCGGGCAGAACGCGUCGGCGCUUGCCACAACCACCACGACAACCACCGCCGCCGCGGAUGCCGCCGCCGCCGCCCUUGCUGGGCUGCAGGCAGCGGCGGCGGGCCAGGCGGCAGACGCGGCCGCCGCCGCAGGCACCGUCACUGGAGGCUCUGGCGCUGCGGCGGCGGCGACGGCGGGGGCAGGGGCGGCGGGGGCGGCGGCUGGCGUUGUUGACGCGGCGACUGGCGCCGCCAUGGUCACAAGCACCGUGCCUCGUACCACCAUAGCAGUGACAGCAGAGGCGGCGACGGUGGCGGCCGGCAGCGGCGCGGUGGCUGACGCCGCUGGCUCCGGUGCGGCUGACACAGGUGCAGAUGCGACGACUGCUGCCGGCGCCGCCGGCACCAGCAGCACGGAUGCGGCCGCCACGACGGCAACUGCCGCCGGCACGGCUGUGGACGGCGUCGCGGCUGCUGCCGACGGCGCAGCAGCUGCUGUCGCAGGCGCGGCCAACACCGGCGCUGCUGUGGAUGCAGGAGCGACGGCCGGCGCUGCCGGGGUGGCGGCUGGCGCUACAACCGCCACCACCACCGCUGCUGCUGCCACUGUCACAGAUAUCGGCAGCGCUGCCACUGACGCCGCGACGGCAGCUGGCACAGCCGCCGACGCCGCUGCCACCACCACGGAGGCCGUCGACGCCGACACCAUCACCGCCACCGGCGCCGCUGCCGAAGCCGCAGCUGCCGUCAGCCCCAGCCCCUCCCCCGCUGACCCGGGGGUCAUUGCGUCGGUGGACGGGCAGCGGGUGGCGGGCGUGCACGUGGUGACGGCGGCUGAGCUGGCGGCGGCCGCCGCCAACGGCCCAGAGGCCGAGGCCGUACGCGCCAAUGCCCUCAGUGCCGUACAGGGCAUGGGGCCGUUCGGAAUGGCGGCGGCGCUGAAGGCGGAGGCGGCGGCGGCGGCGGCGGUGGCGGCUGGCGCUGCCGCCGCCGGCGGCGCAGACGGCGGCGGAGGCGCGCAUGGCGGGCGCGGCACGCGCGCCGGCAUGGGCGGCGGGCAGGGCUUGGCGAGCGCGCGUGGCGGCAGCGCCGGCGGCGGCGGCGGGGCGGCUGGAUUCCAGCGUGGCGGAAUGACGACGGGCAACAGGGGCCAGUUCCGGGGAGGUGGCGGCGGCGGCAUGGGCGGAGGCAGCCAGCUGCGGCAGCGCGUCAUGGGCGGCGGCGGCGGGAUGGUAGCUGGCGGCGGCGGCGUCAUGGGCGGCGGCGGCAUGGGGGGCGGCAUUGCCGCCGCCGCUGAUGCCGAAGCCAUGGCCAUUCAGUCCAAGCUUGCGAACACCCAUACCGGCACCGCUGGCGCCGCCGCCGGUGCCGCCCGCGCUGGAGGCGGAGGCGGCGGCACUACGCGCGUCGCAGGCGCAGGCGGCGCCGGCGCCGGCGUUCACACGCGCUCGCAGGGCGCUGGCGGCGGCGCCGUCGGCAGCGCCGCGGGCGGCGGCGGCACUCACGUUGUUAACCGUGCCCAGUUGAACAAGCUGCAGGAGGUGAUGGGCGGCCGCGGCGGCGCGGCGCACUCGGACCUGGCGCGCUUCCAGGCGGCGGUGGCGGCGGCGCAGGGCCGUGCCGGGCUGACGGGCGGCGGGGUGGGAGGCGGCGGCGGCGGCGGCGGCAUCCGGAUGGCGCGCGGCGGCACCCGGUGGCUGCUGGAUGCGGGGGAGGGGGAGGGGGAGGAGGAGGAGGAGGAGCACGGGGAGGAGGAGGUAGAGAUGGGGGAGGAGGCAGAAAGGACAGUCGCCAAGUGAUUUAGACAAGACACAGAGGCUUGAAGAAAUGUAUGGUGGUGUUGUGAAUUCCAGCAGGAUGGAUGGUGUGAAAGCAUGUAUGCAUGUGCACUGCUGUAGCAGGAAGAACGUGAUACAAACCUUGUGAUGGUGCCACCUGAGGGCCGUGAUCCUGAGGAAAGUGUUUGCAGUUGAUGAACGCGGCUGAGCUGUGCCCUCUGUCCAGGAUGGGUGUGUGAUGGGACAGGGUUUAGGCAGGUUGGUGAGGUCCCGUAGUGUGCAGCUGACGCCCAUACCCCAAGCAGACAGCAGACAGUUUGCAGCGGCAGAGCAGAAGUGCAUGGCUGGUCGAACGCCGGAGUUACUGUACCGACAAGUUGUCCAGGAUGGGUGGAUCCCGGACCCGUGACACCCGUGACGGGCGGUUGCAAGUCGGGCAUGCGAAUGGUCAUCUGAGACGUAUACUCC
This is a messenger RNA of Chlamydomonas reinhardtii, 4666 nucleotides long. RefSeq lists its product as uncharacterized. The transcript has 15 exons. The record is from RefSeq and is a predicted model, not a curated record. Lineage: Eukaryota; Viridiplantae; Chlorophyta; Chlorophyceae; Chlamydomonadales; Chlamydomonadaceae. Bases 155 to 4219 code for a protein of 1354 amino acids.